This is a messenger RNA of Pristis pectinata (smalltooth sawfish), 2130 nucleotides long. It is a transcript of the gene wif1, whose product is annotated as wnt inhibitory factor 1. Gene Ontology annotation, cellular component: cell surface; extracellular region. Gene Ontology annotation, biological process: anatomical structure development. The coding region runs from base 135 to 1265 and encodes 376 amino acids. The transcript is spliced from 10 exons. Lineage: Eukaryota; Metazoa; Chordata; Chondrichthyes; Rhinopristiformes; Pristidae. Gene Ontology annotation, molecular function: signaling receptor binding. The record is from RefSeq and is a predicted model, not a curated record.
GUGCCCACGCGCAGUCACGUUCACUCAAGUGGCUGCGGAAUAACACACCCGGGGGAAGCGGGACAGAGGUGCAUCACAUCGCGGGCUCGGAGCGGCAAGGUUGAGCGAAGCUUGCAAGGGGGGAAGCCUUGAGAAUGGGCAGCUCCCGGGCACUGGCGCGGGUGGUGAACCUGUGCAUUUCGGUGAAACUUCUCAUCCUGCUGAGUGAAGCCAGCUCGGCUGAAGGCAGCCUCAACAUGUGGAUAGAUGCUCACCAAGCCAGAGUUCUCAUAGGUUUUGAAGAAGAUAUUCUUAUCGUUUCCGACGGUAAAAUGGCUCCGUUCACUCACGAUUUCAGGAAAGCACAACAGAGAAUGCCAGCGAUUCCAGUCAACAUCCAGGCCAUCAAUUUCACCUGGCAGGCUACGGGACAGGCUGUGUAUUUUUAUGAAUUCCAAUCUCUUCGGUCUUUGGAUAAAGAUGUGAUGGGAGAUCCAACAGUGAACAUUCCAUUGCGUUCAACCAUCGCACACAAGGCCACAGUUGUGCAGAUUGGAUUCCCUUGUCUCGGUGGCCAGGAUGGAGUAGCAGCUUUUGAGGUCACUGUGGUCGUUAUGAAUGCUGAAGGGAAUGUUGUGCUUAGAACCCCUCACAAUGCAAUAUUCUUCAAAACUUGCCAAAGAGCCAAAUGCCCAGGGGGAUGUCGCAAUGGAGGUUACUGUACAGAGAGACAGGUUUGUGAGUGCCCUGAUGGAUUCUAUGGACCUCAUUGUGAAAAAGCUCUGUGCAUCCCCAGAUGUCUGAAUGGAGGACUGUGUGUCAGUCCAGGAUUGUGCAUCUGUCCCCCUGGAUACUUUGGUAUUAACUGUGAUAAAGCGAACUGUACCACAACCUGUUACAAUGGUGGAACCUGCUUCCAUCCUAACAAAUGCAUUUGCCCUCCAGGAUAUGAAGGGGAUCUGUGUGAGAACAGUAAAUGUCGGCAGCCCUGCAGAAAUGGAGGGAAAUGCACCGGGAGAAACAAAUGCAAAUGCAUUAAAGGUUACCAGGGUGACCUGUGUUCUAAGCCUGUUUGUGAGCCUUACUGUGGGCCACAUGGAUCCUGUAUUGAGCCCAACAAGUGUGAAUGCAGGGAAGGCUGGCACGGAAGACACUGUAACAAGAGAUAUGGAGCCAGUCUAAUGAACACCCUGAGGUCAGCGGGCUUCAAGCACAGACAGCAUACGCCUUUACCUAAAGAGAAUGUUGAGAGUCACAUACCACCCGAAUCUAAUUACAUUUGGUAAAGGAAAACAUCUGAAACCUUUUACUGUAUAUACAGUUUACAACUCCACUAACCCAACUGAGUACUAAGUUCAAAAACAAAGUCUGUAAUGGAAAAACCACUCGUCUGUUUUGCCAUGUUAUCUUCAGAACUACACUAAUGUUGGAGUAGCUCUCUAAUUACUUGAGAAUAUUCCUUUUAUCUUUGCAUUUUAACAGAAUUACCAAAUAAUUUUAGCCCAAUUAUUUUAAUAUGUAUGCAUUGUGAAUUUAAAUUAAUAAACUUUUACACAAUAGUUAUAUUUCAUGCAACAAUAAUUAUCAAAGAAUUAUUAUUUAUACACAGCAUCUACUACUUGUUGAAGGAAUGGUGGUUGGCAUACCACCCAACAAGGGAAGUCAGUUUAUAUAUUUAAAUAUGUAUAUACACAUGUACACAAAAUACAUAUUGAAUGAUUUAAAUUUUCAGAAUAUCUUUGAUUUGCAUCGGCAUUAAAAUUGCCUAGAGUUCAAGUAAGUGUCCACUUCACCCCAACUGUAGGACAAUAUUAGUCAGUUCUUUGCUGUAAAUCUUCCAAUAAAAGGACCUAUUUUAUACUUUCUUCUGCAGUUUAAUAGUGUUCAAUGCAAAUAACAAUCUUCUGCCUAUUGCUUUUCACUUUCUGUUAUAAUUCAUGCAAAUAUAUUUCUGUGGAAUUCCUUGUAGUGGAAGUAGACUGAUAUGUGUAACUGAAGCCUCUUAAAUAAAGCCAUUACAUGAAAAUAUAAUGCAAAUUUUGGUCUGAAUAACAACAAAAUACAACCACAAAAUGAUUUUAUUGAUAUGGAAUUAUUGAGUUGGAAUGUGUGCAUUGGUACAAGUAGAAUCUUCACCAGAGUAAUGUUAAG